Aspergillus heteromorphus CBS 117.55 is the source of this 1487-nucleotide messenger RNA. Its product is annotated as PCI domain-containing protein. The record is from RefSeq and is a predicted model, not a curated record. Gene Ontology annotation, cellular component: COP9 signalosome; cytosol. The transcript is spliced from 2 exons. Lineage: Eukaryota; Fungi; Ascomycota; Eurotiomycetes; Eurotiales; Aspergillaceae. Bases 124 to 1371 code for a protein of 415 amino acids.
CUCGCCCUCACCACUUCCACCAUCAACCCCUCUCUAUCUAUCUUCAAACAACCACCUGCUCUCAUGCUCCCCUCCCAACCCCCACAAUAACCCCAUCCACAGACUCACCACCCUCCUCACCCGAUGGCAUCCCAAAAGAUCACCUCCGCCCUCGCGGAGAUCGAAUCGUCCGGCAACCCGCAAAACAAGCUCCAACUCUACAACGACCUCCUCUCGGACAUCGUGUCCACGUCCACGGAACUGCAAAUCUCGCAAGACCUGAUCUACUUCCUCGACUCCGUGCUCAGCGAAGACAUCAGCAUCGUGGCGGCGCGCCCGAUCCUCGACUCCUUCAUCAGCGUGCUCCGCAAACUCACCCACGAAACCCAAAUCAGCGUCGGCCAACACGCCGUCAGCCUACUACAAUCCCGGUCCACGUCCGUCGAGGAACAAGACGCGCAGCUCCGAGAACUGCUCGCAGACGCCUACGAGUCCGAAGGCGAGUACGUCGCGGCGGCCCGCGCGCUGCAGGGCAUCCACAUCGACAGUUCACAACGGCUGGUCUCCGACGCCGCGAAAGUCCGCCUAUGGAUCCGGAUCGUGCGAAACUACCUCGAGGAAGACGACACCACGAGCGCCGAGGCAUUCCUGAACCGGAUCAAGAACCUGCCCAGCAAGAUCGAGGACCAUGAGCUGCAGCUGCAUUUCAAGCUCUCGCAGGCUCGCAUUCUCGACGCGCGUCGUCGGUUCCUCGACGCCAGCCAGGAGUACUUCAAUGUCAGUCUAGCGGCGGGGGUGGACGAAAGCGACCGCCUGCAGGCGCUGGCCGCGGCGAUUCGGUGCGCCGUGCUUGCCCCCGCGGGACCCCAGCGAUCCCGCAUCCUGGCGACGCUCUACAAGGACGAUCGCUCGACGUCGGUCGAGGAAUUCGGCAUCCUGGAGAAGAUGUUCUUGGAUCGGUUGCUGGAUCCCGCGGAGGUGGCCGCGUUUGCGCAGCGCUUGGCGCCCCAUCAGCUGGCGCAGACGGCCGAUGGCGCCACCGUGCUGGAUAAGGCGGUUGUGGAACAUAAUCUCGUCGCCGCGAGCAAGCUCUACGAGAAUAUUAGGACGGAUGCGUUGGGCGCGAUCCUGGGGCUGGAGGCGAGUGGCGAUCUCACUGCGGGUGAGAAGGCCGAGGCGUAUGCGGCGAGGAUGGUCGAGCAGGGCCGACUGAAGGGGAGUAUCGAUCAGAUCGAUGGGAUCAUCUACUUCGACUCCGGGGUUGCCGCUACGGGAAAGCAUAUUCGGCAGUGGGAUGCGGGCGUACAAGGGUUGGCGGAGGAUGUCGAACGAGUGGCGACGAGUAUUACGGAUGCGUUCCCGGACUUCGCAGCCGGCCAGAUAGUACAUUGAGAUAUGUUUCUGCAGUAUGCACUAUGCAGUGCACUAUGCGUCGGGUUUUAGCUAUAGCGAGGUUCUUGCUCUUCACUUCCAAGGCCUACAUGAAAUGACAUGGACGAAACACAUUG